Molecule: messenger RNA, 1747 nt
Organism: Zootermopsis nevadensis
Lineage: Eukaryota; Metazoa; Arthropoda; Insecta; Blattodea; Termopsidae
Source: RefSeq, a predicted model, not a curated record
UGGUCCUCUCUUGUUUGCCAGUUCAUUACGAGACUUUUGCAUAGACGGUGUAAGUAGUAAUUGCAACGACGUUGAUCGCGGAAUGGCGGCAACUCGCUGUCACUUGUUUUUAGUUUGUUUACCAUAGAGUGUUUUUCGUGUGUCUCUACGCGUGCUGGUGUCACAGCAGUGUGCUAAGCACGUUCUGGCAAUCUUACACUGAGGAAUGUUUUUCCAGUAGUGAUGACGUAUGACUUACGUUCUAUAAGUAUUUUAGAAGCACACGGGAAGGACGAGAAAUAAACAUCACCGAGGCUUCGCUAGUAGUUAAUUUUCUGCAGCGCUCAACAAUCGGUGUACGUGAUGACUAUGUUUUCCCUCUUCUACGUCAUUCGCUUUGAGGAACAAAAGUUAUAUAUGCGUAUGAACUCAAAAUAUUCUGUCAUCAGCAGUUUGUGUUAGUUGAAUUGUGUAAAACAACUGGAUACAUUUGAGAAGCUCGAUUGUUUUAUAACAUUGCAAGGAGACUUGAAGUGAUUCAACGAUGAAAGUUCUAGAACUAAGUCUUUCAAGUGAUCUGUGACUGCAGGAUAUCUGGUUCAUUGCAGGAAGUCUGGUUCUAGAACCAGAUUUUCUUUUUCAAAUUUAAGUGUGAAAUGUAAGAGACUUGGUAACUGGAUAGUAUACUCUUAGGUGCUAUCAGUUUCCCUUUUAUGUUCACAAACACGCCCAUACUCUUUCAUUUGUUUUGUAUUUUACCUUUCCCCCGCCCAUCUUAGUAAAAUAGGCAACAUAUGGCUUUCCGGAUAAAAUUAACAGCUAUAGUGAAAACGACGCAAGUAACAAGUGUAGAUGUUUCAGUUAUGAAUGAAAUGCAGCAAACUGGUUGUCUUUCCUGUUAGUUUCUUUUGUGUACAAUUUAUAAAAGUGAAUUGGAAACUCAUUUUCUGUAUGCAUGUGUUAUUAAUCGAAAUGAAAGUCAGCCCAUAUUGUUAUUGCCUACUCUUUGACGAGAAGGGCAGUGGUUUGUGUCUGCGGUUCAGAAUGCAUCAUUGGUGAGAGACGAAGUGGUUUUCCCCACAUUUGCAAAUUGUGCUUCGUUUGUUUUGUAAUAAAAACACAUCAUAGGCGUUGUUGCCUUCACAAAAGCAAUUGGUUAUGUUUACCUUGACGUGAACACAGACGAUCAAAUUCGUGUUGCAUGGCAAAACAAGAUUCUCGCAGAAUUGGAGUGAUUCAGUGCAUCUCUGAAGGGUUUCGUACUGUGUGAUGUGAUAUGUGAGUGCUUGUGUUUUACCUUCAGCAUGAGGUUUCAAUUAUGGCCGAUCAGAAUAAAAAGAAGGCUCUGUACUCUUCUGCGGUGGCCUGUUUAGGUUUCAUCUGUUUUGCUGUUGGCGCUGCAGCUGUUGGACUACCGACGUGGGGUUACUUCAACAAUUCACAAGCUGGUCCUGGAAGUGAGUCUGGUUACUUCGGACCCUGGCAACUCUGCAAGUAUUUGCUCUACGGCAGAGAGAGAUGCGGCCCUUCCGUCACCAGAUUCAAGCCCGUCUUGGCAGUAUGGCUGGCAGGAUUGGUGGCGGUGAUAGCAGUAGCCAUCUUGGGCGUGUUCUGCGUGCUCAGCGUGUUUCAGUUAGCCAUGGUGAUGUCACGGGAGCGUGUUGUGAUGUCAUACAGCGUAGCGGUGAUUGCGAAACUAGCUCUUGUUCUCUUGGCCAGUAAGUAUUCAUUUUGUUACGUACUUUUUUUCUAAAAGUUAGAAAAUUAU